Messenger RNA from Xenopus laevis (African clawed frog), 1843 nucleotides. RefSeq names its product 1.L (gene cckar.L). Bases 251 to 1549 code for a protein of 432 amino acids. Lineage: Eukaryota; Metazoa; Chordata; Amphibia; Anura; Pipidae. Gene Ontology annotation, biological process: neuropeptide signaling pathway; signal transduction; G protein-coupled receptor signaling pathway. The transcript is spliced from 5 exons. The record is from RefSeq and is a predicted model, not a curated record. Gene Ontology annotation, molecular function: gastrin receptor activity; neuropeptide receptor activity; G protein-coupled receptor activity. Gene Ontology annotation, cellular component: membrane; plasma membrane.
AAUAUAAGUAACACAUGGCAGGUUAAGGGUUAUCUGUCUGGCCCAAUACCAGGGGAGGGUGGGAUAUGAGGAGAAGAUAACAUGGUUUUGCAUGUUGCACAUUCAGCUGAGAGACAGGACUGGGCUACAGACUGCUGGACUCCCUGCAUUUGGAGAGUGAGCUCUGAAGGUGCAUGAGUGCCUGGGCUAACAGGUUUGCUGGCCGCUGCAAGGAUUCCUACUGGCAAAAGAUACACAUGUGCCUCGGAAAAUGGAAAUUGUGUAUGAUUAUCAGUUCGAAAAUGACUCGGAUUAUUGGUUUUGUCAGAUUGCGGACAACGGGAGCAUCACGUGCGUCAACGGAAAUUUCUCCAAUACGACGCUUCCCCCCAAAGAUAUGCACCAGACCGUGAGGAUUCUGCUCUACUCCCUGAUCUUCCUGCUCAGUGUCCUGGGGAACAUCCUGGUCAUUGCCGUGCUCAUAAGGAACAAGCGAAUGAGAACAGUCACUAACAUUUUCCUACUGUCCCUGGCUGUCAGUGACCUGAUGCUGUGCCUCUUCUGCAUGCCCUUCACCCUUAUUCCCAACCUGCUGCGAGACUUCAUCUUCGGCAGUGUCGUGUGCAAGGCAGCCACCUACUUCAUGGGCAUCUCUGUGAGUGUGUCAACAUUUAACCUGGUUGCCAUUUCUCUGGAAAGAUACAGCGCUAUAUGUAAGCCCCUGCAGUCCCGUGUCUGGCAGACUAAAUCCCACGCGCUGAAGGUGAUCGCCGCAACAUGGUGUGUUUCAUUUGCCAUCAUGUCUCCGUACCCAAUUUACAGCUCAUUGGUUCCUUUGAACAAGAUUCAGAAUAGGACAACACAUAUGUGUCGCCUUCUGUGGCCCAGUGACCUCACUCAGCAGUCGUGGUAUGUUUUCCUGCUGCUCCUGCUGUUCCUGGUACCGGGGAUUGUAAUGACUAUAGCAUAUGGCUUAAUCUCCAUGGAGCUUUACAAAGGGAUCAAGUUUGAAGUCAGUCAAAGAAAAGAGCGAACGAGCAGCAUCAGCAGCAGUCGGUAUGAACAUGGAGACGGUUGCUACCUUCAAAGGACCAAGAGAAGGAAGAAGCUAGAGAUGCAGCAGUUCUCCACCCCUCACAGCACCAAGAUCGAAAGAGUGAGGAGCAACAGCUCAGCCGCCAAUCUCAUGGCCAAGAAGAGAGUUAUCCGCAUGUUGAUCGUCAUUGUCAUCCUGUUCUUCAUCUGCUGGACCCCUGUCUUCAGCGUCAAUGCCUGGAGAGCCUUUGACACGGAUACAGCAGAUAUCAGUCUAUCAGGGGCGCCCAUUUCCUUCAUUCAUUUGCUCUCCUACACCUCGGCCUGCGUCAAUCCCAUCAUCUACUGCUUCAUGAACAAGCGCUUCCGCCUGAGCUUCCUGGCGACGUUCACUUGUUGCAGCAACAGAGGAGUACAGGGCAGGAGGAUGGUCCCAGGAGCAGCAGAUGAAGAGGGGAGGACCACUGGGGCUUCUCUCUCCCGAUAUACCUACACCAAUAUCAGUCUUUGUACCACUGCAUCAGCCCCAACAUGAUACUGAGGGUAAAUUAAACCAGAAACAAAAACGAUGGAUUGUUUCCAGUGCUUAGGAAACGAAAUGAAAGUAACUUGGUUUAAUUAUAAGUUGGCCUCCAGUUAUCAACAAUCUCCAGUGGGACAUUCAUCUGGAUAAUUCUGUACUUUACUAGUCUGUUGUGCCAACUAUCUACCAAACUGGCUGUGAACAUGAAUAAGUGGCUGAUACAAACUAUUUUUAGACAUCACUUAAAGGGGUUAUUCUCCUUUGCAUUAACUUUUAGUAUGAUGUAGAGAGGGAUAUUCUGAGAUA